AAAAAAAGAAACCCCGAAUGAACAAUGUCGAACGGAGACAAAAACUCGAACACAGUCAGCAAUAACAGGAAUGUCAAUGGACAUGUGCAGGAUGUAUCCACUCCAAUGCAUGGACAUGAGCCAACGAGCCCAAAUGCAACCUCGAUCACUCACAUGUCAGUACCACUAUUAUUGUCACUACCACCAGACUUUGCUUCUCCAAUCACCACUACCUCCACCACCGCCUCUAUUACGACUUCGACUGCAACAACUGUUUCAAAUAUGACUUCGAUAUCAACCAGUACCGCUGCUACAACAACACCCAUAGCCUCUAGUUGUGUCGUAAGUCAAAAAACGAUCGAAGUUCUGGGUGACUGGCUACUCGAGUCCGUCUCUGUACAACCAUUACUCGGUAGCCAAGAGCAACGGCGCAAACAAAGCUUCAAGUCGAAUUCACUCAUCAAUAAAACGAUGAAACAAUCGCAGGAAGAGCGACGUAAGCAAGCGCUUGCUGAGCAAGCCAAGAAACGAUACCAAUUUACCAAUCAUGCACGGAAACUCGCACUCUUUGCCAGUGGACAACCGUCAGAUGGCUCAUCAAGUUCAGAGGAUGAUGACAGUCGGGAUGAUAAUGAUGAUGAAGAUGACGAAGACGAAGAUCAGGAAGAUGAUGAUGUAGAUGAUGAUGAAAGACAUGAGAAGAGGAAAAAAAACCGCUUAAGCAAACAUCUCUCUGUCAACAAGGAAAAUAAUGAACAGGAAGAAUCGCGGAUACUUCCUCAACUUAAGGCAACAACAGCUCAUAAGCGACGAUUAAGCUUUGGAUCGGAAUCAGAAACUGCUGCAGGCCGUAAGACGGACAAUGUUGAUGUUCUUUCUCCAAAAAAGCCUAGAUUGCAAAAGAAGAGUGGCUCAAAAGCCCACAGGAAGAAGAAGAGAGAGAGAAACCCAUUCAAAGAUCAGCUCAUGAUUCCAGAGACGAUGUCGGAUAUUCCUGUUGAUCUUGAUACCAACUAUUAUAUUGUUCCAUUACCAGUUGGCCACCGAUGCUUUGUCAUUUCAGCUGACGGCAAGACUACAGCUAGAUUACCAUCAGGACAGCUUUUAGCAUCACCAUUCGAAUCGUGUCUACCCGCGGGAUCAAAUCAGUACCGAGGCAACAGACGAUCUGAUUAUUGUAUCUUGGAUUGUGUCUAUUCUCCUAUCACAAGGACAUUCUGGACAUUUGACAUUAUGUGCUGGAGAGGACAUCCUGUGUAUGAUUGUGAGACAGAGUUCAGGUUCUGGUGGCUCAGAGGCAAAUUGGCUGAAAUUGAGGAGUUGCAGGGAAAAUGGAUCGCAAAUCAAAUCAAAGAGAGGGAUACGGAGGCAAUAAAGAGGAAGGAGAAACAAGCUCGAAGGACAAAGAAGCGUCAAGAAAAUGCUGGACACCCAAAGCCUUCGAAUGUUGCUCUUGAGGAAGUGGGUGAGGAAGGCGGCGAAGACGCUGGCUCAGAAGAUAUGGAUAUCGAAGCUGGAUCGCGGAUAAAUGGAUCAACAAAUUUGUCAGGCUCAGGGAAGUUUUGGCCGAUCGUUUUCACUCCAUUGCCGUACUUUAAUGCUUCAAUUAAUCUAAUCAGAUUACUGGCAGAGUCGAUGUAUCAACCCUCACCAUCACCACCAUCAAUAGGGUCUCCAUGUACUGCAGCAUCAGCCUUACUUUCGGUACCCCAUAACUUGUCAUUGUCAUCGAGAAACACAUCUGCAUCAGCAGCUCCAUUUGAUCUUACGUCUACUAGCCCUAUCAGCACACAAAGUCAUGGAAGUAAUGGUAAUCAAAACGAAAGCCAUCAAAAUGGGGCUAUAGUUCCCGUUAGUCCCUUAGGCACUAUGGCUCUUUCGGGUGAGAUUGCGACAGCGGCUUCCUUGUUCCCAGCACAUGAUAUCACGCAAAAGACACGUCAGGGAAAUACGCUUGCCUAUGAACGUGCUGCGGGGCUUGUCUUUUUUAAUAAGAAGACUAUGUAUGUUCUGGGAACAACACCGCUUUGUGGAUGGGUGGCAAUGGAGCAGAUUGGGGAUGUGUUCUUUGAUGAGGAAGGCGGUGUCGGUCCAGUCCCUGGAACCAGCGCGGUCGAGGGUAGGGAGAUUGAAAUGGAGGAUGCCCUUCAACGAAUCCGUAUUUAAGUAAGC
Messenger RNA from Lobosporangium transversale, 2151 nucleotides. RefSeq lists its product as hypothetical. The record is from RefSeq and is a predicted model, not a curated record. Bases 25 to 2145 code for a protein of 706 amino acids. The transcript has 3 exons. Gene Ontology annotation, biological process: snRNA import into nucleus. Gene Ontology annotation, molecular function: protein binding. Gene Ontology annotation, cellular component: nucleus; cytoplasm. Lineage: Eukaryota; Fungi; Mortierellomycota; Mortierellomycetes; Mortierellales; Mortierellaceae.